AUUUUGUCAUAUACAUGCAUGCAUGUCUCUCAUCAUGUAUGAUUCUUGAUCUAAGACAUUUAAACUUGAAAAGGGAAGGCAAUUAAGGUUUUGUCUACAUGCAUUACGUACGUACAACAUAGUAUAUAGUUAGGAAUUAGAAUUCACCUAUAAUACACGUACACUUCUGUCCAAACCCUAAAUACCAACAAGAGAGCACAGAAGAACAAGGCAAACAAGGUUUAAACCCCAGAACUUUUUUUCCUUUCUCUCUCUCUUUCUCUCUCUUUUUGCUCUUACUAAUUCUUCAUACUCCGGUUUGAGAAUUCUACACAGAGUGCUGCAAGUUUUAAUUGGAGUCGAUAAUAAUUAAUUAUGGGAAGAGGGAAGAUUGAAGUGAAGAGGAUUGAGAACAACACCAGCAGGCAAGUGACGUUUUCAAAACGACGAGCUGGAUUGAUGAAGAAAACUCAUGAGCUUUCUGUGCUCUGUGAUGCUCAAAUUGGACUCAUUGUCUUCUCCAGCAAGGGCAGGUUGACUGAGUACUGCACCCCUCCACUCAGCAUGAAGCAGAUUAUAGAGAGGUAUGUGAAGGCUAAGGGGGUUACUAUCCCCGAUCACAACAACCGUGUAGGACCACCGCCAUACAACGAGCAAGUGUACAAAGAGUUGACAAGAAUGAAAAACGAAACCCUGAAUCUUCAGCUGAGCCUUCAGAGGUACAAAGGGGAUGAUUUGAGCAGUGUACAGUUUGAGGAGCUGACUCAACUCGAACAGCAGCUUGAACACUCAGUCCACAAGGUCCGGGCUCGAAAGUUUCAGCUUCUUCAUGAGCAACUGGAAAAUCUGAAGAGGACGGAAGUACUGCUGGAGAAAGAAAACCAAGAAAUGUACCAUUGGCUGAUGAGCAAUCAGAUACAGAAGCAAGCAGAACUGGAACAACAACAGCAGCAGCAGGCGAUGGCGAUGACGGAACUGAAGUUAGUGGAGCAGCAGCAGCCAUUGCUGCAGAACCAUCAGCAGUUGCCAUUUUUUGGAGAUGAUCUUCAGCUGGGAAAUCUGCCUCUCCACACAGUCACACACUCGUCGUAUCGCCUCCAACCCACACACCCUAACCUUCAAGAUCAUACUCAUCAUCAUCCUCCACUCCCAAUAGAGUGAAAUUAAUAUAUAUCUGAUCAGGUGUCAUUCAUUUUUAGUUUAUGUUGGAUCGGAGGGUAUUUAAUCUUCAGGCAGUGUUGUCAAAUGCGGACAAGACAUUAUUAAUCUACUACUAUUUCAUGAUUUA
Molecule: messenger RNA, 1267 nt
Organism: Sesamum indicum (sesame)
Lineage: Eukaryota; Viridiplantae; Streptophyta; Magnoliopsida; Lamiales; Pedaliaceae
Gene: TT16
Product: K-box region and MADS-box transcription factor family protein
Biological process (GO): positive regulation of transcription by RNA polymerase II
Cellular component (GO): nucleus
Molecular function (GO): protein dimerization activity; DNA-binding transcription factor activity; RNA polymerase II transcription regulatory region sequence-specific DNA binding
Source: RefSeq, a predicted model, not a curated record